UGCAUCAGGAGAGAGGGGUCGCUGAGUGCUUCCCACCCUCGGGCAGACCCCUCACAAAACGGCAGCAGCACCCGGAAUACUCCAAUCAGCCCUUCAACAAACAAGCAGGUGGAGCCCGAGGCUGAGUGACGAGCGGUGAUUCGGCCAGCCCCGUCCACAGGUUGCACGCUCCGCCCUUGGUUACCCCGGAAACUGAGGGGCGGAGCCGCGAGAUUCGAAUGUUGGCCCGGGCCCGGGGUCGUUCCACGGCGCGAGGGAUCGGCGGGAUGGCGGCCGAGGCCGGGGUUUCCGAUAUUCAAGAAAAAAUCGACUUUGAAAGUCGGAUGCGGGAAGGGACUUGUAAGCUUCUUGCCGUGUCCACUCAGCGGGAUCAGGUGCUACAUGCUGCCAAAAAUCUGCUGACGUGCAGCGCUCGCAUCAUCCGUUACAGGGCCGAGUUGCAGAAGCACUCAGAAGGCCAGAUCCUGGCCAAGGUGUCAGGGAGGUCUUCAGACACUGAGACAAAAGAGCGUGUGCCAUGUUCUGGAAAAGUUGCAAUAUCUGGUAUCCGAAUUCCAUUAAUGUGGAAAGACUCGGAUCACUUUAACUACCGUGGCAGGAGCCAGCGCUUUGCUGUGUUCUGCCUCCUGAAGAUUGAAGCUCAGAUUUUUGACACAGAGAUGGUCAUCGUAGAUAAGGCUCUCACUGACAUCUGCUUUGAGGAUUUGAUGAUUUUCAAUGAUGUGAAGCCAGAUUUUGAGUUGAAAGUGGAAUUGUACAGCUGUUGCAUGAAUGAAGAUCCUUCCAUUGCCAACACUCCCAAGAGACUAGCCAGAAAACUAAGCAACUCUCUCACCAGGUCAACUGGAAAGAAGCUAAUGACCACUGUGGAGAGUGGUGACCUUGAUGCCCUCCUGCUGACCAACCCAGUCGCGGCCGGAGCCAAAUACCAUUUGCUUGCAGAAGCCACAUUAAAUCUUGAUGAUACUGAAACUGGCUUCCGAACUCAUAGCCUCACUAUUGUGGGAAAUGAGGAGACUUCCUUCUGGCUGCCCUUGUAUGGGCAUGUAUGUUGUCACCUAGUCGCUCAGCCCGAGUGCAUGACAAAGGAUAUGAUGGCUGGAUACCUCAGUCUGCAGCAAAAUAUCGGAGGCCUCCCCAACUGGACAAGGUUGUACUGCAUUCUGAGGAGAAGCUACCUGACCGCGUAUUACUCUCCCGAAGAAAUUGAAGCCCAAGUGGACCCUGCCCUAAGUAUUGUCAUUAAUAAGGAAACUAGAAUUCGGACCCUGGGGAAAGAUUCACAGAGAAAGACACACAGCUUUUCCAUUAUCAACCCCUACAGUGGAGAGACAUCCAGCCGGGUGUUUGCUGUCGACUCCGAAGGUGAUCUACAGCAAUGGAUGGAGGCUUUCUGGCAGCACCUCUGUGAUAUGAGCCAGUGGAAGCAUUGUUGCAAAGAGCUUAUGAAAAUUGAGAUUAUGUCACCACGGAAACCACCUUUAUUCCUCACAAAACAAGCAACUUCAGUCUACGAUGAUAUGAACAUCGAGUCUCCAGUGAAGGAUGAGAGUCUAGUGGAUAUUAUCCGGAACAGAAUCCAGGAGACGGACGGAGAGUUCCUACUGGGUCAGCAGGAAGAGUCCAAUCCACCACGGUGGGCAGCUCUCUUUGAUGGCACUCACGAUAUUGUCUUUCAGAAGAGCAGCCCAGCUCCAGAGGGGCCAAGACUCCCUACCCCAAAGUCUCCGGGGAGAGCCAAGAAGCGGCCGGCCCCUGCUCCACCAGCGGGGAAGCUGCCCUACCGGCCGGGAAAAUCUGACCCGGAUCAGGAGCAGAAAGAGAACACCCCUUUAUCUUCUGGCAGGAGAUCCAAGCUGCAGCGUGCUCCUCCUGUGCCUGAGCCACGCAGUAAGGUCCCAAGCAAAGGCACCACCCAGGCAAUGUCCAAACCUCCUCUGCCAGCCAGGCCAGUACUCUAACACUGAUGGAAAAGCUCCAUCAGGUUCCAGUUCAACCAUAGAGCCUGGACGUUAUCUGAAGGGCAGGGUGUUUUUGAGAUGGACUCACAACAUGCAGAAACUAUGGGCAAUGUUAACUGUUCUUCAAUCUGAACACCAUUUAUUGUGGAUUUCCCAAAUGCACCUAAACAUUUAGCAUUAAUAUAUCAAAGAGACCAGUCAUUAGCCUGAAUUAUUCCUUUAUUCUUGAUUAUUUUUUGUCAGAAUUCCAUGUCCUGUAUUUUCAAGACUGUCCUAUAUUUUCAAAACCUGUCUGAGCAAUCUAUACAGAGCCCAGCAGAUUUUGCAUAACUCACAACUGAAAUAAUUCUACUUAAGGAAAUUUUUCUGCCUUUUUUUUCCCCCAAUCUCUAAAUAAUAAUAAAAAAAAAGUUUUGUUGCAGUGGAAAUUGGAAUAGCAGAAAAAAAGAACAUUUCAAAUACAGGCCUUCCUCAGGUUAUGAAUGUCUGACUUUUGCACACCCCUACAUAUGAGCAAUAUUAUAUUCAAAAGUCUGAGGUACAUACAUGCAAUUGUUCCUAAAAGUGAGAGAGCUGGUUUCCUUUCUCUGUCUAACUAUUAGUAAUUGUUCUCUCUUAUCAGUCUUAAUGUUUUAGAUACCAUUCAUUACAAUACCAUCUCAAGUGAUCUUUAUGUAUUUCCCAACGUAGACAAACUUGACUUAUGGGCGUCUAUAAAACUAGAACCCAUUCGUUGCCUGGACAUGAUUUAUCUAUCGAUAUGUCUGUGCUGACUGUGAAGCAUGUGGUUUAGAACAGAUUUUCACUCAGUUGUACUUUAUCCAAUUUGAACAAUUUUUAACCAGCUCCUAGAAAUCCCGAUUCCCCGCCGCCGGGUGAGUUCUGUAUUUCAUUGCGGACAUUUUUUUAUAUACAAACGUAGAAAGAAAUGAGUCAUUCCGUUGCUGCGGGAAUGAUUUUACAGCUAUCAUGAAUGGAAAAGUCAAAUGAGGAUUGUACAAAAUGAACCACUUCCAUGUGAAUACUUCUUUUAUUUCCAAUCUUCGGAGAAGGACUUGUGUUUAUAAGAUGUCUUUUUUGCCUCAGAUCAUAUUAUUGGUAGUCCGUGUCCCAAUACUGCAGCCAUUUUGGACAUGUUACCACACACAGCAACGAUGUUAAGGAAUAUGUACUGAAUAUGUCCACUACUAAAAGGAAUUCCCCUUGACGCUGUUUUGAAGAACAGUUUGGAGCUGCUUGAGGGUUGAUCCUAUAUCAUUCUGACUGAGCAAGAGCAUUAUGCACCGAGCCAGUAUUGUAUCUGACCUGCAUUGGUGGAGUACUCUAAUCCAUCUAAUUUUUUUGAAGGUGGAAUCUGUAACUACCAAAGCUAAUGUAUAUUUCAAGAUUCAAGUUUAUUUAUCACACGUGCAUGGAAAUACAUUGUUUGUGUUAGCAAACAGCACACCUGGAGUGUGCUGAGAGCUGCCCACAUGUGUCGCCACUCAUUCCAGCACCAGCAUAGCAUGCUCACCAUGCUCGGCAGAACAACACAGGACACAACAAAAACAGAAUAUAACAAGCAAUUAAACAAUAACAGCAAAACAAGCCCCGUAACUCCUUCUCAAUCACAGAAGUACACCGUUCUGUAACAGCAAGACAGUCUAUCUUCGGCCUCCAGCAUCCGGUGGUCUUGGAUUUGGACUCGGACAUAGACGUUGAGCUUUUGACUAGCUCAUCAGACCUGCAGGUUUGCAGACCUGGCUCUCCAGCCAGAGUUCCAAAGACAUGCUCUCCAGUUACCUAGAGUUCAAUGAUUUUGUGACGAUUUCAAAACGCUUCUGUGCGUCGUUUAAGGUGUUGGAAGGGUUCCAGGGCUGCUUCCUUUAGUGAGACAAGGUAGGGACAAGCAUUCCAGCUGCCUGGGCAGUUGUCCUCCCACCAUCAGACUACAGUCUGACCGGUACCAAUUCUCCUUUGCACAGACAUUAACGGCGGCUGAUGCCAAGCAUUUGGACAUUUUGGAAUUAAACUAUUUGGGAUUUGUGCUGGAAGAAGAUUGGCCAUGGUCUUAUUGAAUGAGAGGUGGAAUGGUAUAUGUAUGAUUUGUCGUAUUAUUUGACUUGCUCCUAUGCCAGUCAAAUUGAGGAAGCGUAUCUGGAUUUUUUUUCUUGGCAGUUUGGCAGAAACUCAGCUAUCCCUCCCUAACCCAGAAGUACAGUGGGUCUAUGAUUCCUUAAGUGACUAAGUUGUCUUUUAAACUCCUGGUUUGUUACAUGCCAUCAUGCAUGCAGAAGCAUCCAGAGCAACAUACACAACAUGCUGGAGGAAAUCAGCAGGUCAAGCAGCAUCUAUGGAGGAAAAUAAAUAGUUAAAAUUACAGGCUAUGAUCCUUCAUCAGAACUCCAGCUUUCUGUUAAAGUUGUAUUUAAAUCGGUAAUUUUUUAAUAUAUCUUUUGAAGAUUCUAACAAUAGUUGGUACUUACUAUUUUUGGAGUAAAUAGUUGAAAGCAUUUUUGUAUUUUGAUGUGAUAUGGGAUCUAGGAAAUAGGCUACUAUUUUAAAUUGGAAUGCGAAUUCAUAUUGUAAGCCAGAUUUAACUAUAAAUAUGCAGCUACUGGUGUCUGCUCUUUGACUCUACAUUUAUAAACCCCUUGCCUGCAAAAGUUGUUAAAACUAUGAAUUGAUAAUUGUGCGGUGAAGGAAAUGGAGAAGCUGGCAGUGUGUUUCCUUAACCAGAGGGAAGAGCUGACAAAUAAACAGCACAAUGAAUCAUGGAGGGUUAAUUAAAUGUCAUCAGGUGCAGGAAGAGAAUAAGAAGAGGGAAAGUUUAGGGAGGAAAAACAAAGCAAAUUUGCAUUUUAAUUUUUAAGAAUGGAACAUUUUCAAAAUCCCCAACACAAAAUCAAAACUUAAUAGAAAGAGGCUAGUAAUGGAUAAUUUGUAAUACAGGAGGGUGGCUGACAGUAAUUAAUAAAUAUUACGUUGCUAAAAGAUCAUUUUAGUUUCAUUUGACGUAGAUCAUUGAUGAGACAGGAAGAUGCUGUUUUUACAGAGCUAGUGUCAGAGCAGACAGAAACAUUGGGUGUUGGCAUUUAACCACACAUCACUGCUUGCCUGGAGGUGCUGUGGCAUUUACAUUUGAUUAAUGAUGAACAUCAUUAGCUUCGUUGUUAUUUUGACAAAGUAGCCAAUAGUGUUGAAAAGUAUAUGAACUGUGAGAGUACAUGUUAUGGUUAAAUGACUAGCAGAAAAUGUAGCUGUCAGGAAAUUGAGAUUAAAUUAAAUCUGAUUCAACAGUUUUUUGAUCUGUAAGAGUUUCCUACUGUAUCUUAAAAUUGUUACAUGCGAUGAAUUAACACUUAAUGUUUCUGAUUUUCUUUUUUCUAAAAUUAAAUUUCAU
Molecule: messenger RNA, 5343 nt
Organism: Mobula hypostoma (lesser devil ray)
Lineage: Eukaryota; Metazoa; Chordata; Chondrichthyes; Myliobatiformes; Myliobatidae
Product: rhotekin-2-like
Exons: 12
Coding region: 219-1961 (580 amino acids)
Biological process (GO): positive regulation of cell population proliferation; signal transduction; hemopoiesis
Source: RefSeq, a predicted model, not a curated record